AUGACAUAUCUUCCCUCAUUCCACUUCAUUGUGCUAUGGUUGCUAUGCCACACACUAAUAUUUAACAUUGGCUCAAACCCAUUGACUCCAUCAACAAGGCUGACAUACACUUCACUUUUCAUCAGACAAACAGAGAUUCCACACUACACUGCUCCAAACGCUGGCCCUAAAAGGGCCACAACGCCCCUAUAUGGCUCCAGAGGCUCUGUUGGCACUAGCAUCAAAAGUCUCAGAAACAGGUCGGACCCCUCUAAGGUGAUCAGGGACGGCACUGUGAUUGACUCUGGCCCCGGCACUAACUUCACAGUUUUACUCGACGAGUCCAACAAGAAGCUUAGAUGCACUCUCGCCGGUAGGCUGUACUUGAACAAGGUGAGGAUAUGGAACAAGUCGCGCGUGAAGGUUGAAGUGGACUUAAUAUACCCUGAGAUCGGCAGAAUAGUUGACCGGUACGCACAGUUAAUUUAA
Messenger RNA from Theileria orientalis strain Shintoku, 468 nucleotides. RefSeq lists its product as uncharacterized. The record is from RefSeq and is a predicted model, not a curated record. The transcript has 2 exons. Lineage: Eukaryota; Apicomplexa; Aconoidasida; Piroplasmida; Theileriidae. Bases 1 to 468 code for a protein of 155 amino acids.